Bursaphelenchus xylophilus (pine wood nematode) is the source of this 1674-nucleotide messenger RNA. Lineage: Eukaryota; Metazoa; Nematoda; Chromadorea; Rhabditida; Aphelenchoididae. The record is from the annotation of a GenBank genome assembly.
AUGGCCGAAUCUUCAAAUAAACUUGGCCUUUGGGGUUCCUGUGCUUACUGUAUGGGAGGAAUGAUCGGAUCAGGCAUUUUCCUGUCUUCUUCCUCCAUCCUCAAGUUCUGUGGCUCUUACGGGAUCUCUCUAAUUGUUUGGGCGUUAGCCGGAUUGAUUACUGUAAUGGCGGCGUUGGUUUAUUUGGAAAUGGGAACUUCAAUACCCGUGAAUGGAGGUGGCUAUGCUUAUUUGACAAGGGCUGGAUGGUAAGGAGAGGUCUGCCUUAAUCUUAUAGUACAUUCUUUUUAAAAGUGCCGUGUUUCAGGCAUCCCCUGGCAUCUUCCUUUUUCUGGCUGGGUACCUUCUUCACAUAUCCCUCAACCUUGGCCGCUUUGAGCGUGGGCGUGGCCGAGAACGUGGCCAAGGGGCUUAAAAUCCUAUUAGAAUACGAUGACUUUGUUGAAAAUUUACUGCGUAUGAUCCUGGCGGUGGGAAGCAUUUGCAAGUUUGCCUCUCCAUAUAGUUUAUAAUUACAGUAUUCGUUUCCUUCUUAAAUCUUGGCAAAAGCAUCAGAUUCCAAGCAAGUGUAACCUCUGCCAAAAUAGUAGUAAUUGUUUUGAUCGUAAUUAUUGGGAUUGUGUAUUUAUUCCAAGGGCAUACGCAAGUUUUCGAUGAUUUUAUGAAUGGCUCUGCCAAUGAUCCGUUGGACAUCGUAAUGGCUGUUUACAUCGGUCUGUUCUCUUAUAGUGGAUACGAAGUGUUGAAUGUGGUGAUGGGAGAGAUACGAAGACGAGUGCUGUGAGCUUUUAAACAGUUGUUACAGUAUUCUCUAGAACAACUUUCAUAGCUGGCACCGGAACUGUGCUUGUGGUCAUGUUUAUUUAUCUUACGGUUAAUGUUUCCUACUUUACGGUUUUAAGCAAAAAAGAAAUUUUGGGAUCGUCUGCCGUUUCAGUGGUAUGUUUGCGUGUUAAUUUUAGGAAUUUUGAAGGCAUUCUUCGAUGAAUCUCUCCAUUUUAUUGGAAAAUAUGUGCCUUUUAUUGUCAGUUUCCUACUUCUGAGUAACUUGAAUAUGGUAAUUUUUGGAGCUGGACGGUAAGAAUAUUAUCCUCUUGAAGUGCUCUUUAAUUAAGGUUCAUGGCAACUGGAGCCAAGAAUAAAGUUAUGCCGGCUGUUAUCGGCUACACCCAUAAGGCCUCAGGCAGUCCUCGCUUGGCUAUUUUAAUCCAGAUGUUGAUAUCUAUUGGACUCAGUUUUGUUAGCGAGCUCUCCACGUUGAUCUCGUACAUGUCUUUUGCUGAAGUGUUGGACAGAUUCAUCGUGCUCUCAGCUUUUUUGUACAUGAGAUAUCACCAGUUUAAAUUUGCGGAAGAUGCCUUCCGUAAUCCCAUUCUCAUCAUCGUUAUCUACCUUGCAAUUUGUGGUGGAUUGAUUUGUUUACCAAUCUACAGAGUUGGUCAUCCUUUGACUAAAAAAACCAAACUUACUUUAGGGACUGACAGCUGCGUUGAUCGCCCUUUCAAUUGUAUCUGCGGGCAUCGUUCUGUAUUUUACAUUAUCCUUUAUCCGAAGCAAGGGAUUACUUCCGCAGAUAUCUCAAAGUAAACAAAUAAUUUAUUUCUCUUUUAAGUAAUACUUUUCAGACCACAUUCUACUGAAGAUAUGUUCCACAUUAGAUAUAAGCGAAAAUAA